Cladocopium goreaui is the source of this 2364-nucleotide messenger RNA. NCBI's taxonomy places the organism in Eukaryota, Dinophyceae, Suessiales, Symbiodiniaceae. The record is from the annotation of a GenBank genome assembly.
AUGGUGCUGAAGAUUUCGCCGGCGACCUUCACGCUACAGCACUGCAAAACAAGGAGAUUUGUGACACUGACCUCUGGCAAUACUUUGGCUGCUACUGCUGAUACUGCAAAGGCUGGGAACGUGGAGAUUUUUCGACUGCCAUCAGACCAGAUUCCGGGAAAGGCUUUAAUGAGUGUGGAUGGCGUGUGGUUCGAUCAAGAUGGUGUGGCUACCGAUCACCCCGUAGCAUCUGAACUGGAAGAAGAUGGGCAGAGCGUGAGACUGCGAGACGAAAGGUAUGAACUUGGACCCUGCACCCGGUUGCCGAGCAGUUCCAAAGCCCGUUCGGGGAUCUUCUUUCCUCCAGGCUGGCCUACCUCCAUGCCGGAUGGCUAUGAUGAAUACAUGGCCUACGAAUUGGUGGUUAGCAUCGUGGCCACCCCCAUUAGCCUGCUCAAUUACUUCAUUUUUUGGAAGUAUGUGGCUGGGGUGGGAGAUGGCACCAAAAGCCCGGCUUUUGCGUGCUUCUUGAUGUUGUAUUUGGAUUUUGUGAGUAUACUCAGCGGCCUACUUAGUGGGUUGCCGAUGUUCGCCAAGCACUACGAUCAUAGGUGGUUGUGCCUCAGCUUCUUCCUUAACGCCUUUGCCACGGGGACCAUCGUCGUGGCUCAGGUUUGCCCCUUGCCGUGGUACCUCCUGCUGUCCGGACUUGCGCAGCCCUUCAAGAGUUUGGCGGGCGUUGCAGGCAAGACGGUGAGUGCGGAACUGGAAAGACGUUUUGCCAGCCAUCCCAAUGUCGACUUGAUCCAUUUGAAGUCCUGCAAGAGGAAUCGCGACACCGUAUUGAACCUGCUGAGCAGUAUCCUUUGUGUUUGCUACGCGUUCCACAUGUACAACUGCAGCAUUGACCCAAGCUUGCCAGGAAUGAUCCUGACCUUCUUCAUGCUCUUGUCCUUCAAACUGGCCGCGGAGUACAAGAAGUCCCAGGUGGCGGCAAGAGUAUUGACAUCAGAUCAGGCGUCAGCAUCGUACGACCUCAUUGAGGACGAAGCUUCCCAUCAGCCGAGGAUGGAGCCUCAAGGCACAGAGCAAUCCUCGGAGGUUCCCACGCAUCGCUUCACUGCAAAGAAGUUUGCUUGGACUUUGCUGCUGGUCGCGGCCGAAGCAGCUGUCUACGGGGGCCUGGUGACCACCUUGUCGGCCAGCAAGGAUCAACUGGAACCCUGCACUGAAAGGUGUUUGCAGUUCAAGUUUUUCGGCGACGGCUCAGCAAUUCCUGGCACUGGCAUGUUCCCCUUUCCCGUAAAGAACGGACAGGACCAGCGACUUCUCUCUGAGACCUGCGUCGCCUAUGGCGGAAUGGACUGUGACGCCUUCAUCGGAGCCUGUAGUGUCUCCAGAUGUGAAGAGCGGCACGUGCGACGCAUGGUGGAAGAUCGAUUGAGCCGUUCCAAGUCUAAGAUGGGCUUCAUCGCUUCGAUUGCCGUGUAUUCCGCUCUAAACUUGGCACAUGACCUGGGAUUAGAGGCGCACUUGCUGGGACCCAACGAUGCGGUCAUGCUCCAGAUCUUCGCUUCACUUUCCAUGGCCGUUAUGGCAGCCUGCGCAUUGAUGUGGGCUUCUGGUGCCAUGGAGCUGUUCUACAGUCCCUCCGAGUCCUGUGGCUGUUAUUUCCGCCUGGCCGCCGUGCCCUCUGUGGUGGCCCUCGCCUUGCCGUUGAACUUGGUGAGUCGCUUGAGAUCGAACGUCCAGCAGGCCAUGUAUGCUGCGAUUAUUGAGUCCAGUUGCUUGCGAACAGUGUCCUUCUCCGUUCCCUACCACUUCAUCGAGACCGCGGGGAUCAAUGGAGCUGAAAGCCUGGGGCAGCUGAGUUUGCUGGGUGUAAAAGGCCUGGGUUGUCCACGGCCAGGACACGUCGGCGUGAAGACCCACAACCCCUGGCUGCUCUUCGACCGCCUCAUUGGAGCCAGGAGCGUGAAGCGUUGGGCCCAGUGGCUCCCGUUGCUGUCGGUGGGGAUUAUUUUGUUUCCUCUACUCUUCUCCAGUAGCUUCAUCGUGUACCGCAUCAGUGAUCUUUUCCUGGCAUGGCUUGAGGAUUGGCUGUCCAAGCACGUGGGACAGCCCUGGCAACUGGACCGAAGUUGUGGCACUUUGGCCCUCUUUGGGGUCUAUAGCAUGAUCGGCAUGCAGGCCCUGGUGAUUGGCUACUUCCUCUCUGGGCUGUGGACGUUGUACUCCAUUCUGGCCGUUCAACUGGGAGAUUGGCCCUCUGAUCCUCAGAUGCUUGCUCGUCUUAUCAGCGCCAAACCUGAGCUGCGGUGGACCUUGAGCAUAGCACGUAGAUCCUACACGCGAUGACAAAGGGUUCCCGGUGUUAGCCUUCUG